This is a messenger RNA of Saprolegnia parasitica CBS 223.65, 2130 nucleotides long. RefSeq lists its product as hypothetical. NCBI's taxonomy places the organism in Eukaryota, Oomycota, Saprolegniomycetes, Saprolegniales, Saprolegniaceae. Bases 1 to 2130 code for a protein of 709 amino acids. The transcript has 2 exons. The record is from RefSeq and is a predicted model, not a curated record.
AUGGGCCGGUACGACGACGUCCUCGCCCUGCUGGCGACCGACAGCACCCGCGCGAUCGCUCUCCUGCGCGGCGUCGCGCGCCAGGCGCAUGCAGCCGACGAGGUCGUCAUGGGCUACGCGCUCCAGGCGCGCAACGACGCCCUCUGCUUUGAGCUGCUCCAAGGCGACGACGGGCGCAUCUUCGACGCCCUGCGCAUCGCCGGCGACUUUGACAUUGCGCUAUCGCGGUCCGUACACCCCAAGGUGGUUGCUUUUCCGUCGUCUGCGAUCCCUGGUAUCGUGCUGCAUGGCGUGGCGGCCGCCAAGGUGCGCAUGAUGCGCGGCCGCGACGUCGAUGGUGUGCGCCUCCUCUUCUGGCCCAAGGCGCACCGCGCACGCCUCGUGGGGCUACCUACGUCCGUGCAGUGGCUGGUCCGCGCCGUCGACGACCCACGCCACCGCGUCGCGACACUGGCCCUUCUCGGGGCCUCGGACGUCGCCACAGUUGCCGCCGAGAUCUUUGCAAAGUUUCGCGAUCGCGAUGCCAGCCCGCUGCAUUUACUGACAAGCGGCCAGCGCCUCCAGCUCUACGUAGCCUCAACGUGGGUCUCUGCCUUUCCCGCGAUCGCCGCAGCGCUACUCGCGUCGUCGGAGCCGCAGCUGGCUUGUCUUUUCCUCGAAACGUACUUGACGCUGCAGUCGGACGUGGCACUUUCGACCGCCAGCACCUGGAUCCAUGCGGUCUUGACCAAGUUUGGCUGGGAACACUUCGUAUCGGCGUUGCAGUCGCUGCUCCGUCGCUGGAGUCCGACGCACCUCGAACACGCCUUUCAGCUCGUCGCGAGUCUCGCCGGCGUAGACCCGACGCCGGUCUGCUCCCGGCUCGCCGCGCCCUUUCUCGGCGAGCUCGUACGCGCUAGCUACGACGUCUUGCAUGCGCAGCUUGUACUGCGCCUGCACACGCCCAUCACGGCGUACGCGGAGGCGACGUCGCUCUUGACGCGGAGCCUCCUACUGGAGCAGUACGUUGACGUCACGAGGUUCGAGGUCGUGGCAGGGACGUGGCUCUACGACCGACUACCGACGGCUCUGCUGCUUGAGAUCGCUGCAUUUGGCGCGACCGACGUGUGCAAAAUUGCGACUCUGGUGGCACGGCACCCGGCGUCGUUUCCGCCGAUCGCCGUCGUGGCACCGGCCGUGUGGGCGGUGCGCAACGUCAACGUCAAUCUCAACGUCAGCGUCAACCUCAAUCUCGGGUCGCUCGUGCCCGAUGUAGCGCGCACCGGCCCAUCCGCAGCGUUCGACAACGCCGCAUGGGGCAGCGUUCUGCUUGUGGACGUCAUGACGGCUACGCUCCUGGCAGCGAGAUGCGACACGAUCGGAUGGAGCCCGGCCUUUCUCGAGGCGUGCUACGUCCACGCCGGCCUUGCUCUGCUUCCCGCCCUUGUCGCUGUGCUAUCGGCGCAUCCAUCACUGGGCGCAACGACCAAUGUCGUUGCGAUCCUCCAGCGCGCGCCCGAGGUCCUUCGCCGCGCGACGCCGCCCGAUACCAUCGGCCAUCUCGCUCGCGACGUCCAGCUGCAUCUGCUGCUGACGGUCCUCGAAGGAAUGCCUUCAACCGGUCAGAUCGAUGCGCUGGUGACUAGUCUCUUGCAUGAGCUCGACGGGAUGCCGUGGGCGCUUCACGCAUACCGCGCUGUGAUCUACCGCCUCUUGGCAUCGUUUUCGCAUCUUCUGACGCCGCAUGCCCGGCUUCGGCUUGUCCAAGCGUGCUUGCAAAGCCACGAGGCUGCGCUCCAAGUACCGAGACGGGGGCUGGCCAUGGACGACCUCUACGUGGCGUGCGACUGCGUAGCGUGUACGAGGCUGCACGGUGAGCUCCUGGCGUCCGACAUGCGCUGCUUGCUCAGCAUGUCGGGACCUGUCCCGCGCUGCCUCCGCCAGCUCGUCCUUAACCACAACGACCGUCUGCUUCUCGAGCACGAGUGUGCGACCAGCUAUCGCGUCCGCAAGACGCUGCUGAGCGUUGUGCAAACGGCCAAUGGACCUGACGGCGACCUGCGCCGAGUGGCCGCGCUCCGAGAACUGAAGACCACGACGCUGCAGGCGCUGCAACCACCGGCAAAGCGACGCUGGCUCUGGUUCUUCUAG